Molecule: messenger RNA, 2801 nt
Organism: Anolis sagrei ordinatus
Lineage: Eukaryota; Metazoa; Chordata; Lepidosauria; Squamata; Anolidae
Product: arylsulfatase H-like
Molecular function (GO): arylsulfatase activity
Source: RefSeq, a predicted model, not a curated record
UAUCACUUGUCAUAUGGUCAUUAAAUUAUAAAUGCUUGGUAGCAUGAUGAAGGUUGAAUAUCUCACCCAAAUCUUGCACUUUAGAAAUUAAUAAAUAUUCUGCCCUACAGAGCAGUAGCCUGAAUAGUAUUACCCAAAUGCUGGUGUUUGUAGGAGAAGAGCCUUCAGUGAAUUGGGGAAAUGAUUUAUUUUUAAAAUAUUCUCUUUGCACAUGCUUGAUAGUAAGUCUCAUGGAAAUCACUGGGACUUCGUUUAGACUGAGUAACCAUAAAUAAAGAAAACCACAGAGAGGGGUGCAAUUUUGCAAUUGCAAAAUAUGAAGUUGAACUUGUCCUUUUCUUCAGGAAAUACUUUCAGAAUAUUUUAAGUGCAGCCACACACAAAAUGUGCAGUUGGAAAACAAUUUGUGAAGUGCGGAAAACAAACAGGAAAAAUUAGGAAAAUCAAAACAAUGGAAACUGGGACUGCCAUGGAAAAUGAAUGAAAACAUGAACAAAAAUCCAAGGGGUGUACUAUAAGGAAAGAAUGAUAAAUUCUUUGGCAUCCACAAGUUAGACAGGUUUUGGGCUUUGGUGACAUUGUCUUCAGAAAAGGACAUUCUUUACUGUACAAUACAGUAAAAUACCCUCAUCAAAACUGAGGAAAAAUGUAGUCUUGCAACAACUGGAAUGAAGUAGAACUACACAAUAUUUCUAUGGGUAGCUCACAAGAAGAGUAGUAACAUCAGAAGGAAGCCAUUCUCCUUGAGAAAGGAGAAGAAGGAGAAGAAAGAAAGAAGAAUCAAUCUCCAAGCAAAUAUACAGUAAUAGGCAGGUCCUUUACUGGCUGGAUUUAUGACUUGGCAGUCCUUGAAAGUAGUCAUGGCUUGUCUGGCACAUUCUUGGACUUCUUCAGGUUUACUUCUAACCUUGCACCUACUGCUAAUGCCUCCUAUUGCUAAAGCCACUUUAGUCAGCUACAAACCCAGCAUUGUCAUCUUCCUGGCUGAUGACCUUGGCAUUGGAGAUGUUGGCUGCUAUGGAAAUGAUACAAUCAGGACACCUAGUAUUGAUCGGCUAGCAAAGGAAGGAGUCAAACUUACUCAGCAUAUUUCUGCAGCUCCUCUCUGUUCUCCAAGCAGAGCUGCUUUUCUGACUGGCAGAUAUCCCAUUAGAUCAGGUAUGGAUUAUACAGAUGUGUUUCGUGUUUUUCAAUGGCUUGGUGGUUCAGGUGGUCUUCCUACAAAUGAGACAACUUUUGCCAAAAUAUUACAGAAGCAAGGCUAUACUACUGGUUUGAUUGGAAAAUGGCAUCAAGGUGUGAACUGCAAAUAUCGUAAUGACCACUGCCAUCACCCUUUAAAUCAUGGAUUUGAUUUUUAUUAUGGAAUGCCAUUUUCACCCAUGGGUGACUGUCGCGUGACCGAUCCUCCAGAGAUGAAUAUGGCCCUGCGGAUAAAGCUCUGGUCUUACACGCAGAUGAUUGCUCUUGCUGUCCUCACUCUUAUAGCAGCAAAACUGGCUCACCUGAUGUCCAUCAGCUGGAAAUUUAUCUUCCUUCUCACUUUGUUUGGUUCCUUAUUCUUUAUUUCCUGGUUCUCAAGUUAUGGAUUCAUAAGAUACUGGAACUGUAUCAUGAUGAGAAAUUAUGAAAUUACAGAGCAGCCAAUGAAGGUAGAGAGAGCAGCUCCCCUCAUGCUAAAGGAGGCCAUGUCUUUUGUUGAAAGAAACAAAGAAGGGCCAUUCCUCCUAUUUGUUUCUUUCUUGCACGUUCACACAUCAUUGGUUACCACAGAAAAAUUCAUUGGCAAGAGCAAACAUGGUCUGUAUGGUGAUAAUGUAGAAGAGAUGGAUUUUAUGAUAGGAAGAAUUCUGGAUGUAUUGGACAACAACAACUUGACAAACAGCACACUGGUAUAUUUUGCCUCUGAUCAUGGUGGACACUUAGAGGCUAAAGAAAGAAAUGCCCAGUGGGGUGGUUGGAAUGGCAUUUAUAAAGGUGGAAAGGCCAUGGCUGGCUGGGAAGGAGGAAUCCGUGUCCCUGGAUUAUUCAGAUGGAUGGGAGUGCUCCCCAAGCAAAAGGUUAUUGAUGAACCUACAAGCUUAAUGGAUGUUUUCCCCACGUUAGUAAAUCUAGCUGGUGGAACAGUACCUCAGGACAGGAUAAUUGAUGGUCGGGAUUUGAUGCCUUUACUGCAGGGAUUGGUUCAGCACUCAGAGCAUGAAUUCAUGUUUCACUACUGCGGAAUACUUUUACAUGCCGUGCGGUGGCACCAGAAGGACAGUGGAAAUGUGUGGAAGGCCCAUUAUGUGACACCCAUUUUUCAACCCAAAGGAUCUGGUGGUUGCUAUGACAUUAGAUUUUGUCCUUGUUCUGGAGAACGUGUAGAACAUCACAGUCCUCCUUUGCUUUUCGAUCUUUCAAGAGACCCAUCAGAGGCAGUCCCUUUGUCACCUGAUACUGAGCCGCUAUUCCACAUGGUUUUGAAAAGAAUAGAGAAAGCCGUGGAGGAGCACCAGAGGACCCUCACUCCUGUCCCACAGCAGCUGUCUUUCUAUAGUGUGGUGUGGAAACCAUGGUUGCAGCCUUGCUGUGGGACAUUCCCCUUCUGUGGCUGUGACAAAGAAAAGGAAAAGAGGGAGCACUUUUAAAAUUAAACAUGUUGAAAUACUUGGUAUUUUAGACCAUAAUGAUGUCUGCUAAAAUAGGAAGUAUUUUGGAACAAACAGUGUAGCUGCCCUUUCCCACUGCCCCAUAAUCCAAAUGCUGGGAGUAGGAACAAUUGCUAAUAGAAAAAAGUAAUAAACAGAAAUGACCAAGAA